Molecule: messenger RNA, 2709 nt
Organism: Pectinophora gossypiella (pink bollworm)
Lineage: Eukaryota; Metazoa; Arthropoda; Insecta; Lepidoptera; Gelechiidae
Product: V-type proton ATPase catalytic subunit A
Exons: 14
Coding region: 163-2019 (618 amino acids)
Biological process (GO): proton transmembrane transport; ATP metabolic process
Cellular component (GO): proton-transporting V-type ATPase, V1 domain; lysosomal membrane
Molecular function (GO): ATP binding; ATP hydrolysis activity; proton-transporting ATPase activity, rotational mechanism
Source: RefSeq, a predicted model, not a curated record
CUCGGGUCGUCUUUUCCGUCUUUCUCGUCCCGUGAGUUGGAUUUUAUUAUUUUUGUUCAAGAUAUUGCUAUAAAUCAAUAUACAUUUACUAGUGUUUGUGUUUUCCUAUAAAGGCAUUUGUAUUUUAUUGCUGUGUGUCGGGAAGAGAAAUAAUUGUCCAAAAUGACGACGACCAGGCCUUUGAAGACGAUCGCAAUGAGCGACGACAGUGAGGAGAAAUUCGGAUAUGUGUUCGCCGUGUCGGGUCCCGUGGUGACGGCGGAGAGGAUGUCGGGCUCCGCUAUGUACGAGCUGGUGCGCGUCGGAUACAACGAGCUGGUCGGCGAGAUCAUCCGGCUGGAGGGAGACAUGGCCACCAUACAGGUGUACGAGGAGACAUCAGGCGUGACUGUAGGCGACCCAGUGCUGCGUACAGGCAAGCCGCUGUCAGUGGAGCUGGGCCCCGGCAUCCUUGGCUCCAUCUUCGACGGCAUCCAGCGCCCGCUCAAGGACAUCAACGAGCUCACCCAGUCCAUCUACAUCCCCAAGGGUGUCAACGUGCCGUGCCUGGCGCGCGAGACCAGCUGGGAAUUCAAUCCCUUGAAUGUUAAGGUCGGGUCCCACAUCACCGGAGGCGACCUGUACGGUAUCGUGCACGAGAACACGCUGGUCAAACACAAGAUGCUGAUGCCACCGCGCGCCAAGGGAACCGUCACAUACAUCGCGCCCAACGGCAACUACAAAGUUACUGACGUGGUGCUGGAGACGGAGUUCGACGGGGAGAAGUCCUCGUACAGCAUGUUGCAAGUGUGGCCGGUGCGCCAGCCGCGCCCCGUCACCGAGAAGCUGCCCGCCAACCACCCGCUGCUGACCGGGCAGAGGGUACUGGACUCGCUGUUCCCUUGCGUCCAGGGCGGUACCACGGCCAUCCCCGGAGCGUUCGGUUGCGGCAAGACUGUCAUCUCACAGGCGCUGUCCAAGUACUCCAACUCUGACGUCAUCGUAUACGUCGGCUGCGGAGAGCGUGGUAACGAGAUGUCUGAAGUACUCCGGGACUUCCCCGAGCUGACGGUGGAGAUUGAGGGCGUAACCGAGUCCAUCAUGAAGCGCACGGCCCUCGUCGCCAACACCUCCAACAUGCCUGUGGCUGCCCGUGAGGCUUCCAUCUACACCGGUAUCACCCUCUCCGAGUACUUCCGCGACAUGGGUUACAACGUAUCCAUGAUGGCUGACUCCACCUCCCGUUGGGCCGAGGCGCUGCGUGAGAUCUCGGGUCGUCUGGCGGAGAUGCCGGCCGACUCGGGCUACCCCGCCUACCUGGGCGCCCGGCUGGCCUCCUUCUACGAGCGCGCCGGACGCGUCAAGUGCCUCGGGAACCCCGACCGCGAGGGUUCGGUAUCCAUCGUGGGCGCCGUGUCUCCCCCCGGAGGUGACUUCUCGGACCCCGUGACAGCAGCCACGCUGGGCAUCGUGCAGGUGUUCUGGGGGCUCGACAAGAAGCUCGCGCAGAGGAAGCACUUCCCCUCCAUCAACUGGCUCAUCUCUUACAGCAAGUACAUGCGCGCUCUCGAUGACUUCUACGACAAGAACUACCCCGAGUUCGUGCCACUCAGGACUAAGGUCAAGGAGAUCCUGCAGGAGGAGGAGGAUCUGUCUGAGAUCGUGCAGCUGGUCGGCAAGGCGUCGCUGGCUGAGACCGACAAGAUCACGCUGGAGGUCGCCAAGCUGCUUAAGGACGACUUCCUGCAGCAGAACAGCUACUCGGCGUACGAUCGCUUCUGCCCGUUCUACAAGACGGUGGGCAUGCUGAAGAACAUCAUCUCGUUCUACGACAUGUCGCGGCACGCGGUGGAGUCCACGGCGCAGUCGGACAACAAGGUCACGUGGAACGUCAUCCGCGACGCCAUGGGGCCCGUGCUCUACACGCUCUCCUCUAUGAAGUUCAAGGACCCAGUGAAAGACGGCGAGGCUAAGAUCAAGGCGGACUUCGACCAGCUGUUGGAGGAUAUGUCGGCGGCCUUCCGCAACCUCGAGGACUAGACCCACAGCAUGCAGCACAGCACGCAGCAUGCAACACAGCAUGCAGCAUACCAGCAGGUGUUGCCGCGAGCAUUUACCGCCACCAGCAGGGCUCCACCACUGUAUAAUACGUUAAGCACAAUCGAUGUCCAUAGAGUGUACGGGCAACACCGAGAUUGUUACUUUAGAUAUAAUUACGUGUUACUAUGUAGAGUUAUUAUCGUAUUUCAAGUAAAUAUCGUGAUUCCAGCUAUUGUUGAACUUCAGUAGGUGGGUGAGGCGCCCGGCCCCUGUACAUACGGCCCCGCCAUCGCGGCCCGGGCGGCCGCACCGCUAUAUUUAGUUGUUACUUAUAUUGAUAAUUAUUAAAAAAAUAUACUAUUUAUAUACAACUAACAAUUUUUGCCUAUUUAUAUUAUCCGUGUGGUUUUUAAUCGUUUUAUGAUCAAUCUACCCUCUUGCAUUCCACGUUAUUUAUAGAAUUUUUAGAGUGUUCAAUGAAAUCAGUCUUACUUUGCUUUUGAGCCGCGGCCGCCAUGUUGCGGCCACUUUCAGUAUUAAUCCGCCGGAGAUAGCGCACGCUACUGGUGUAGUUGCUUCGUUCCGUGAGAGUGUACAAAUGUCGGAAUAACGUUUAUAUCUUGCAACUCCUUGACGUAAGUGUUGAGAGGACGACAGUUAUUAUAAACAAUAAAUGAUAUUAAAGUUGUC